AUGGCUUGUGCUGCUGCUGAAUGUGUUUGUGCUAAGAGAUCCACCUGCUCUUGUGGAAAGCAGGCUGCUCUUCACUGUAACUGUGAAAAGUCUGCCGUCGAGAACGCUGUUCCCCCAAGCGAUUCUUCUUGUGCCUGUGGCAAGAGAUUGAAGAACUUGUGCAACUGUGGUGUUGCUGACAAUGCUUGUCAAAGAGAGGGUGAAACCGACUUCACCGGUACUAUGUCUUGCAUGAGAGCCGUCAAGACCAAACCCAUAGAAAACCAAGAGCAUUGGCGGGCAUACGUUCGUGAAGAAUUUGGAAAGCACCGCAAACUCCCCAAGAAGUCCUUCUCUGUCAUAGAACACUUGAUUCGAGUAGGCCACCGUCGCUACGAGAUGUACUCCAAUCCUAAUAUCAAGGAUAUUCAUUAA
Messenger RNA from Candidozyma haemuli, 414 nucleotides. It is a transcript of the gene CRD2, whose product is annotated as Crd2p. The coding region runs from base 1 to 414 and encodes 137 amino acids. Gene Ontology annotation, biological process: mitochondrial respiratory chain complex II assembly. The record is from RefSeq and is a predicted model, not a curated record. NCBI's taxonomy places the organism in Eukaryota, Fungi, Ascomycota, Pichiomycetes, Serinales, Metschnikowiaceae. The transcript has 2 exons.